AUGUCUAUAAUUGGAUUAGAAGGAAUACCUGUAUAUACAUAUUUUUUAAUUAACGGACAACGUUGGCCUUUUGGAGCUUUUCUUUGUGAUUUAUGGCUUUCUGUAGAUUAUGCUUGUUGUUUAGCCUCAAUUUAUACUGUUUUGGGUAUUACUGCUGAUAGAUAUCUUUCUGUAAAAUACCCUGCUGCUUAUCGUAAUUGGAGAACUAAAGGUCGAGUACUUUUAAUUAUUGCUGCUAUUUGGGUAUUGCCUUCAGUGCUUUUUUCAAUAUCAAUUUUUGGCUAUGGAUGGUUUUCGGGUAAAGGACGUAUUUUAAGGGAAGACGAAUGUUAUGUACAAUUUAUGACUAAUCCUUACUUGAAUGCUGGAAUGUAUCUUUCAUAUUAUUGGUCAACAUUGAUACUAAUGCUCUAUCUUUAUUAUGGUAUUUACUCUGCUGCAAAACAAUUAGCAUCUAAAUCAGAUCAAAAACAAAAAAGAUUGGCUAUUUUGGCUGAAAUGAGGGGAGGAGAGGGUGGGGGACAAGAAGUAGCUAUUAGGCCUGAUUCUAGAGAUGAACAGUCACUUGGCCCUGGGCUUUCUGAAGCUCUUGGAACUUUGGAUUCUUCUGAAACCAAACCAUUUAGAAGAGCAUCAACUCGUUUAUUAAACGCAAUACAAAAUGGCCGACUUUUAUCACUUAGGACAAAAAAUGGCGUCAAUUCUUCAACAAGUGAUGGUGCUAGUUCUAAAGCUGACAGCCUUAAUACAAAAGAAAAAUGCCCCAAAAAGCUAUCAAUUAAUGCUAAUAAUAAAGAACAAAAUAUUAUUGAACCUAAUAAAUCAACUUCUCUAACUUUACUUGGUCCAAACAACGAAACAUCUAAUAGUUUAGAACAACAACAAUCACAAUCCUUAUCCCCGCAUAAAGAAGAAGGAAUUUUGGAAAAAAGAGAAAAUUCAAGUGAGGGAGGUGAUGGGGCAUUUUCGCCUGAUUUUGGGGAUCGAGUGCCUUUUAUUGACGAAUCAGCACAGUCAUCUGCUUUGUCUACACCUAAAGACCUUAGAGAGGAGGAAGAAAAAGAAAAUAAAAUGCCAACUAAAGUUGGCCCAAAUUCUUUCCGGUCACACUCUGUGCCGUCUCCCAAUCAACAUAAAGAAGAAACAUUUAUUCCAAUAGAUUUCAAUAAUGGAUUAAAUGGGGGGUGUAAUAACCAAACAAAUGUUGAUAAUUUAAUGAAGGUAAGCGGCACUUUUCCGUUAUGGGGCCGCACAUCAUGA
Meloidogyne enterolobii is the source of this 1260-nucleotide messenger RNA. Lineage: Eukaryota; Metazoa; Nematoda; Chromadorea; Rhabditida; Meloidogynidae. The record is from the annotation of a GenBank genome assembly.